Molecule: messenger RNA, 2108 nt
Organism: Ornithorhynchus anatinus (platypus)
Lineage: Eukaryota; Metazoa; Chordata; Mammalia; Monotremata; Ornithorhynchidae
Gene: TGIF2
Product: TGFB induced factor homeobox 2
Exons: 3
Coding region: 193-996 (267 amino acids)
Biological process (GO): regulation of transcription by RNA polymerase II
Molecular function (GO): DNA-binding transcription factor activity, RNA polymerase II-specific; RNA polymerase II cis-regulatory region sequence-specific DNA binding
Source: RefSeq, a predicted model, not a curated record
AAGGGAUCUGACGUCAGCGGCAGAGGUGGUUUCCAACUUUGAGCUGUCAGACCGUGUGUCAGGUAGCUGGGGCCCAUUCAACCGCGGCUUGGGAGGCCGACGGACCCACCGACCCACCGCCGGACAGACCCCCGCCCCCCGAGCCCGGAUUGGACGUGGGGAGGGUGGGGGGAAAGGGAGGGCAACGUGGACAUGAAAGCGGCCCGGAAAAGCUUGUGUCAGGAGAGGACCCCGGAGGCGCCCGCCAUGUCGGACAGUGACCUGGGGGAGGAGGAAGGCCUCUCUUCGCUGGACUUCUCCCAGGCCAGCAAGAGGAAGAGGAGAGGGAACCUGCCCAAGGAGUCGGUGAAGAUCCUUCGAGACUGGCUCUACGAGCACCGCUUCAACGCCUACCCCUCGGAGCAGGAGAAGCUGAGCCUCUCGGGGCAGACCAGCUUGUCCGUGCUGCAGAUCUGCAACUGGUUCAUCAACGCCCGGCGCCGGCUCCUCCCGGACAUGCUGAGGAAAGACGGCAAAGACCCGAACCAGUUCACCAUCUCCCGCCGGGGCGGCAAGGCGUCGGACGUGCCCCCGGCCCGGGGGGCCAGCCCCGGCCUGCUGGUGGUGCCGCCGCCCCUCGGCCUCCCCUCCAAGGGGCCGCCGGGGGCCGUGUGCCCGCCGGGGCUCUGCGCCUCCCCCCGCCCGCUGGCGCCCGGCCUCCCCGGGCCCACGGCCGACCGGGAGAAGCCCCCGGAGACCCCCAGGCUCCCCGGCGGCCCGGCCGGCACGCUCGCCCUGCUGGCCAGGGCCGAGGCGGGCAGCCCCACCAGCGGACUCUUCAACACGCCCCCUCCCACGCCCCCGGAGCUCUGCGGCGAGGACUUCAGCGGUUUCCAGCUGCUGGUCGAAGUGGCCCUGCAGAAAGCGGCCGAGCUGGAGUCCCAGAAGCAGAAGGCCCCGCCGGCCCCCGCGGCUUUGCACACGGACAGCCCCCUGCAGGCCUCGGGCCCCCAGUAGGUGUCGGGCCGGGGCCGUGGGCCGGCGGGCUCCCGCGGGGCGACGUUGGUUCCUCUGACGCGUGGCCGCCGUUCUUCCUUUUUUGGGGUUUCCAGGCGGGCCCCCCACCAGCCUCUCGGGUCUCCCCCUCCGCCGGGGCGAUUUGGCCGAGAGGGGUCCGGGAAGGCUCCCCGGGGAUUUUGCCGCGCCCCGGGCACCUCUUCCUCCUGGACCGGCCCCGGAGGGGGUCAGGGUAGACCGGGAAAGCCGAGGCUCCGUCCGAGAGCCCGGUUCAUCUCCCCCGGCGGAGCAGGCCUCGGGGCCCGGGACCCAGGCUUCGCGCUCGUGUCCCUUCCUGGUUCUGGGCCGGGGAGGGCCUCUCCCCCUUAGCUUUCUAGUCCCCUGCCCUCAGAUCCAACGUCCUCCAUCUUCCCGUUUACAGGCGUUUCCCGAGCUGAUCCUAGAGACUCCCCUCGGUUUAGAGGUGCAGGGUAGGGGGGAUCGCUCGCACCUAUCCGCCCCCUCCCCCAGAUAGCGUCCCGAUUCGCCCUGCUCACCUGUCUCCUUUAGCUGACGGUUGUCCCGCUGUCCCCUGGGAUCCGACUGGCGACCAAAACGGAUCCAAACCAAGGCGGGGAGGAGGCGGGGGCUGAGCGGGUCGGGGCCGACCCUGGCUUUGCCUCUAGUUAUUUUGGCCUCGUUUGGUCCGGGCGGUCAGGCCUCUGGGGGAUUUCUCUGCCACCGGGGAGAUCUGGGGCUGGAAGACACAAUUCUUAGGCGUUUCAUCAAAAAAAGUCAAUUCCCCGAACCUCCUCUCUGGGUCUUCCCUUUAUCCCCGCAGCCCGGGCUGAGGGAGAGGACCCGGAGGAGCCUUGACUCAAAACUGGCACUGGGGCUGGGAUGAAGAGAGUCAGGCUGGCAGUUGGGAGGGGGUGACCCAUCCUUCUAGGGAUGAUGACGCCGUCUCAGGGUUGCAGGACUAUCGAUUUUUAGGGUGGUUUUUUCUUUUUUAAACGUUGAAAAUCCCUACCUGUGUGGCAUUGCAUUCUGAGUGGGAAAUUAUCCAGGAAGCCAGGACUGGAGUUUAGCAACACGCAGACCAAAACUUACCUGGGAGAGGUGGGUGGGGUGGG